UCCAAUGUCUAGGAAGACCAGAACCCCGAAUUCAAGCCAGCUGCCUGCAAAACGACCAAAUACGGACUACCUUCUUCUUCAUCGAUCCGUUCUUCUUCAAAAUGUUUCAUUAGCUAGCUGCAGUUACAAUUUUUUCCUUUUAUUUUAAAAAAAUACCAAACAUUUUGUCGGUUUGUCAUUUCGUUGAAAUUCUACAUCCCCAAUGAAGCCAUCGUUUGACCCACACUCAGCAUUCAAAGUUCCCUUUACUCAAAUCAAUAUCACCCCUUUCAAUUAUUUAAUUUAAUUACAUGAUCCUGUUUUUUGUUGUUAAUCAAGGGUAAUUUUAACUGGGUUUUUUUGAUAUUACUCAAAAAAAAAAAAGAAGAGAAAAUGGUGAUAACAGAGAUUUCAAUUAUUCAUCAUUUGGGCAUUGUGCUGGUUUUGCUAUGGGUGCUUAAUUCCUACGGUUUUUGCCACCCUGUUCUUUAUUUCAUCUCUUUGAUUUACUUGUAUCAGGUUAAUGAAAGGUAUACUAUGAGAUUGAGGAGAAAGUUGCAAUUUGAUGAAAGGAAAGCAGCCAAUCAAAGACGGAUACUCACAGAUUCUGAGACUGUAAGGUGGCUGAAUCAUGCUGUUGACAAAAUGUGGCCUAUUUGUCUCGAGCCGAUUAUCUCCCAGAGGAUUUUUCUUCCUAUUAUACCCUGGUUCCUACAGAAGUACAAACCAUGGACUGUAAAACGGGCCUCAGUUCAACAUCUUUACUUGGGAAGGACCCCUCCUUUGUUCACUGAUCUUCGUGUUCUUCGUGACUCUACCGAAGAUGACCAUUUGGUUUUGGAGCUCGGCUUGAAUUUCUUGACAGCAGAUGAUAUGAGUGCAAUUCUUUCCGCGAAACUGAGGAAGAGACUUGGAUUUGGAAUCGCUGCAAAGAUGCACUUAACUGGCUUGCAUGUUGAAGGGAAGGUACUGAUUGGCGUGAAAUUUCUACGCUCUUGGCCAUUCAUAGGACGGUUGCGUGUAUGUUUUGCUGAACCUCCAUACUUUCAGAUGACUGUCAAACCGCUCUUUAACCAUGGUCUUGAUGUAACAGAAAUACCUGGAAUUGCUGGCUGGCUGGAUAAACUGUUGGCUGUUGCCUUUGAGGAGACUCUUGUUGAGCCCAAUAUGCUGGUUGUUGACAUGGAGAAAUUUGUUUCACCUGAACCUGAAAAUUGGUUCUCCGUGGAUGUGAAAGAACCUCUUGCUUAUGCAAAUGUGGAAGUUAUCGAAGCGGUGGAACUGAAGGCAUCAGACCUCAAUGGUUUGUCUGAUCCUUAUGUGAAAGGACAUCUUGGUCAGUACAGGUUUAGGACUCAAGUACAGAGGAAGACAUUGACUCCAAAAUGGCAAGAGGAGUUCAAGGUUCCUAUUUGUUCAUGGGAGGGACAAAAUGUGCUAGCAAUUGAAGUUCUUGACAAGGACCAUUUCUCGGCGGAUGAUGUUAUUGGAAAUUGUUCAGUAAACAUCAACGAGCUCAGGGAUGGCUAUAGGCACGACAUGUGGCUGCCUCUUGAGAAUGUCAAAAUUGGAAGAUUGCAUCUAGCUAUAACGGUUGUUGAGGCAAUGGGAAAGGGUAAGGAGCAGAGUGAGCAGAAAGCUGAAGAAGUGAAGUCUGUGUCAAAGAAACCAGCAUCAGUUGAGAAUGAAGAGGGCGGGAAACAAAGACCUAUCUUGACUGCAAAUCCGCAACAAUUUGCUGAUACAUUUGAACCAAUUGAUGUUGAGGGACAGAAGGAAACUGGAAUGUGGGUCCAUCAUCCUGGAAGAGAAGUUUCUCAGACAUGGGAACCUAGGAAAGGAAAGAGCAGACAAAAUGAUACCGAGAUCCUCUCAGUGGAGACACCAAAAUCAUCUGUGCUAAUCGACAGUAGUAAUAGUAGUACUAGUGGUGAUGAAAGUAAGGAAGACCAGAAAAUAAAGCGAGGUAAUAUUAUUCAAAGGGGCUUGGACAAGGUAUUCCAUAGAAAUCACGAGAAUGAAGAUGAAACGAAGAGCUGUGAGGUUGCUGCUGAUCUAUCACCGCAUGCUAAUGUCCAAGCCGCUCACAUUAAAACGGUUGGAGUUAACCUUGUAGUGGAUAAUGACCUUUCUGGACCUCUUUCCGGUGAUGGAAAAGUUGGAGGGUCAAGUAACGAGGGAAGUGGAGCGGAGGGUUCAAACAAGCUCGAUGUGAAAGACAGGGCUAAGAACAUUUUAAAGACUGCUAGAAAUUCAGCACGCCAUUUAAAACAAUCAUUUUCAAGGAAAGGAUCCAAGAAAAAGAAAGAUACUACUGAGGUUCCUUUUGAGUCUGAUUCUUCUGAUGAAGACUCAUUCUCGUCUACUGGAAUUCCAGUUUCUUCAACCUUGAUAUCAACUAAUGGUACUGACGAGGCAGAUAUUCACACGAAUGAUCCAAUUAAGCCUAGCCUUGAUAUUCCUGCCCGGAAUAGUACUGACAAUAUUAUCACUGCCUCUCAAGGAGAUCAACUGUUGUCGGUAGCAAAUCCUUGAAACCAAAACCCAACCAUUUUCAUUUCAUCUCUUGAAGUUUGUACAUCAGACUAUCUAUCUGAGAAUAUCUAUGCUUCUUUUUUUCUUUUCAAUUUCGCAAUGUAUACAACUUGUAUAAAGAUUUAGAUCAGGCUUAUUGUCCAUAUUCUAGUGAUUACAAAAUAUACUUCCUUUUUUUUUUUUUUUUGAAUAUUGUAUUCCUAGAAAUUGAGAAUGUUUUUAGAUUCCACGUCGCUUUACGUAAAGAAAGACAAAGACCUUUUUUUUUUUUUUUUUUUU
This is a messenger RNA of Spinacia oleracea (spinach), 2793 nucleotides long. Its product is annotated as C2 domain-containing protein At1g53590. The transcript is spliced from 12 exons. Gene Ontology annotation, molecular function: lipid binding. The record is from RefSeq and is a predicted model, not a curated record. Bases 373 to 2514 code for a protein of 713 amino acids. NCBI's taxonomy places the organism in Eukaryota, Viridiplantae, Streptophyta, Magnoliopsida, Caryophyllales, Amaranthaceae.